ACCCGCGAAUGUUGUAAUUGUCAACAAAGUGUCUGUAACCGGAAAAGUUUGCACAUAUUAAUGCGAAAACUUCGAAGUAAAUUGUGUGCCAGUAGAUAAAAUUGUGAAAAAAACGCGAUAAAGUUUAAUGAAAAUAAAUGGUAUCGGGACUAGAUAAGAAUGUGUUGGGGAAAAAUUUGCCAAGUGCAUCUAGGCAAGCACGCAGAAUAAAAGAUUGCAAAUGCAAGGGUUUUUAUAAACAGGAACCUCAAAUUGAACCUGAAAGGUGGAUGAAAACUGGUUCGUAACAGUUAUUUUACAUAAAAGCUAACUAUAGGGUAUUUGAACCACGUAGGCCUAUUUUUUAGGCGCCACCAUAUGUAAGGGUUCUCCUGAAGAGUACGCUCUUAUGUGGAAGCAAAAGCGAAUGUGCAGUUUUUUAUGAAAAAGGAUAAAAUGUUUAAAAACCUUACCAAGUUUAUUAAACUUGGAUCAUAUAAGUCGAUGCUUUGUUUGCCCUCCAACAUGAGAACUUUCGUGUAAAGUGAGGCAUGAUUCUUGUGGCAACAUCAGAAACAUGGCUGAGUAAUUGUGCUAUGGGAAGUAUUGCAGGGUAUUUAAGGAUCGGCCUUGCUCGACUAUAAUGUUUUUGUUGUCUGUUCUAUUGCGUCCUUGUUGCUCCCAACACUUAUCACACAGCACGGGGGUUAACUGCAUUUACGGAAUUUAUCUUGUGUAGGGCUUGUUCAGAAGUUGUUUUCAUGGAAUAAAAACAAACUUGCAGUUAGUAAAGUAGCAGCAAGGAACUUUGGCAUAUUCCUAACAGUAGUUCGUAUGAUAGGAAGAGCGCAAAAAAGAAUAAAAAAUAUCGCUAAACUCAAUAUAUGGUACUUUGAAACGAAAUCGCUUCUUACGACUCUUAGGCUACACAAGUGAAUAUCUUUGCAAGAACAUAAAACCAUUUACAGAAGUGUCAAGUAUCGUCAUGCAAGUAUAGCCAUUUUGGCAACGAAUUUGUGACUUAAGUAAGGAAACGCUAAGACGACCGCUCAAAUGGUGCCAAAAACUUGGACUAAAUAUGGUGAAAUAUAUCGCAAUGCUCAGUCCAAAUGCAUAUUCGUUUGUUACAUUUGCAUGGAAUAUGCCGAGCAUUUCGCCAAUACUUAUACAACAAAUAAUGCUUUCGAUUUUUGGACUCAUCUUCAGCAUAAGCAUAUGCUAAUAAAUUGUGAAAUGCCUGACAUGAUUAUGCGAACUGAGCCAAGUGAAUUAGUGCCGCGUCUAGAAAACGUUCCGAAUGGCAUUAACGAAAAACAAGAGGAAAAUUUAUCGCCACGAACGGAAGAAAUUUCCAAAUGUCUGGAGAACAGCAGCAUUCUUAAGGAAAGCAAUUGCAAUGAUGCCAACAUUAAAGGUGAAAGUCAGAAGAAUAGUUUUGAUGACUUAAAAGUUGGCGUUACGAUCAAUGUUUCUUCGGACGAGAACAGCAGUGAUCUUGAAUUCCUCUCCACUAUUGCAGAAGUGCGCCUAGCUCAGAAUGUAACUAAAUUGUUCGCAGAGAAAGAUGAUAACAUAAGCACAAAAUCAAAUUCUCCAGCCCUCGAUACAAGUGCAGACGGACUUGGUAAACUGAGUGCAAAACCAAAUUGUCCAGCCCUUAAUACCUGCGCAAAUGAACUUGGCCAAUUGAGUACAAAACCGGUUUCACCUACUAUUAAUCGAAAUGCUGAAGAGACCGCAAAUCAUCAUGAAAAUCAAGAUUUUCGACAAUUUUUUCAACAAGCAUGCGCAAACUCCGUAGCGCCAGCAUCGGAAAAUAAUAUACAUUGUGAUAGUGUAACACAUCCCCGGCCAUAUGAAUGCAAUUAUUGUCCUCAGAAGUUUCCUCAAGUGUGGCAGCUGGAUAGGCAUCAGCGCAUACAUUUGACAAACUAUGAAUCGCAAAGAAAAUUUCGCGUACGACCGUUUCAAUGCAAUGUCUGCGGUAAACGAACAAUCACCGAAAAAGCAAUGAUUGUCCAUCAGCAUCGUUUUCAUAGUCUUGAAUCAGAUUCGGAAACAGCUAGAUGCCACAUUUGUCAAAAACUGGUAUUGAAAAAUAACAUUCAACAACAUAUGCUAGUGCACACCCAAAUACGCGUCAGAUGCAAUCUCUGCAAUCGAUCCUACAAACAGAAACAGAGUCUGCGCAUGCACAUAAAGAAAUUUCAUCCAAAUGUUAUGGUAAUGCCGUCGCCACCAUUACCGCCGUCGGGCCUGUUACCAUCGAGGCCAUUACCAGCGGGUCAAUUACCAUCGGAUCCUUUGCGAACGGCUCCGUUAUCAAUGCUUUCGUAUCCUAGACCGGAUCCAGCACUGGAAGUUCAUUGUAGCACAAAUUCUCAACAGUGCUGUGGCGGUGUAACACAACAACAACAAAACCAUGACUUAAUGUUUGGAUGGUCAAAUGGCGGAUAUUCAACAUGUUCAUCGUCUUCGAUGUAUUCUUUCCCAAAUAUGCAAGAACAAAACCACGCCACUGCGAUGCCAUCCUUUGAUUAUCAAGCAGCGGAGACAAGCGACGUUUCAUCCUCAAAUAGUUGUGAUCAAGUUCAAAUUAUAUCUUAUGGUAAAAUUAUUCCAAACAAUUCGAUGAGAUCAGACGACAAAUCCCCAUCAGGGACGAAUAACCGUAGCGACGCUAUUUGCCAUAGUGAAAUUGAAAGUAACGAGAAUAUUCCUGCAAAUAAAACCGAUCAAGAUAAUGUAAUAUCGUAUGGGCAAAAUUUAUCACCGAAAAUAAUGGAAAUAAGCGAAGAAUGUUCCUAAACUAAAAGUGAUUAAGUGCGUAUUUUAUAUCAAUCGAAAUAUUUAUUACGAAACGAUCGUGAAUGAUCGUGAAACAAGAACGAUGGCAACAAUGUUGAUUGCUCUUGAUUAGAUAUUUUAUCGGAUCAUCUUU
Messenger RNA from Glossina fuscipes, 2920 nucleotides. RefSeq names its product zinc finger protein with KRAB and SCAN domains 1-like. Gene Ontology annotation, biological process: regulation of transcription by RNA polymerase II. Lineage: Eukaryota; Metazoa; Arthropoda; Insecta; Diptera; Glossinidae. The transcript has 7 exons. Gene Ontology annotation, molecular function: RNA polymerase II cis-regulatory region sequence-specific DNA binding; DNA-binding transcription factor activity. The record is from RefSeq and is a predicted model, not a curated record. Bases 1033 to 2787 code for a protein of 584 amino acids.